UCCAAAGAUUCACUCCGACGUCCACAAUUCCCAACGCCUAAAAUUUUAGAGCCCAAUUUUCCAUUUUUAUCAUUUAGAGCCCAAAUUUCCGCUACAGCCCAAUUUUCCGACGCUCAUUUUUCGACCCCCAAUGUCCCUUUUUUUCUAUGUACUUAUUUUUUCAAAAAUUUUUUAUUUUUUAAUUUAUAGAUUUAAAAAAUUUAUUUAAUAUGGAAGAAGAAUUUAUUGUAGAAGAAAUUUUAGAUGUAAAACAAAUAAAUAAUGAAAAAUUUUUUUUGAUUAAAUGGUUGGGGUAUGGGGCUAAGAACAAUUCUUGGGAAGCUGAAGAAGAUAUACAUGCACCAGAUUUAAUCCAAGAAUUUUAUGAAAAAAGAAAUAAUUGUAUUCUAGAAGAGUUUGUGGAAUUGGAAAGUAUUCGAAAAUCUGGACCUAUUAUUUUAUUGGUUGGAGGGAAAAAGCGUGGACAAAUUGCUUAUGCCGUUCUAUCAGAAAGAGCAUUAGAAUUAUUUAAUUCUGAAAAAUCUUAUAGAAAAAAGGAAGGGGCAAAUACAAUUAUUGAUUUAAAAAAAUGUUUUAAUGUUUCUCAACAGAAUUGCCCAAAAUCUCAUUCAACAUGUGUAUGUUUAAUGACUGCUGAUAAAGUUUUUUUAUUGGGAGCUGAAAAUUUUAAUGAUACAAUUGAAUGGUACAACAUUUUGUUAUCAACAGUUAUUUCUGCUAGAGCAUUGAAUUUAGGAAGGCCUGUCUUUGCCAAUGAAUUUUUUGAAUGUGUUUGGGAUGUUGUUAUCUUUUCUCAACAACCAAAAUUAAAACGAUCUUCACAAGUGCCAGCAAACCCUGAAUUUGUUAAUUGUCCAAAUAUUUGUGCAAAAUUACCUGAUGAAACGUUUUUGGCUGGAAAGGGAAGACUUUGCUUUUAUCCUCAUUCAAUUAUUAUCUGUAAAACAGGAAUAGAACCAGCACCAAAAGCAGGAAUUCCUCCUUUCCGGACAAACGACUUUGUUGAAAUUUCAAGACAUUUUAUUGCACAAUUUGUAUGUGUGGAACGUUAUUUUCUUUUACGAAUUGGGAAUAGCUCAUCUAUGGGAUCUUGUGAAGUUUGGGUUCAAUGCGAAUCUGAUGAUCAUGCUACUGAGAUUAACCGUAAAUUACAGGAAAUAAUUCAGCGUGAAAAUUUGAAGAAACAACAAGCUUUGCAAACAAUUCGUGGCCAACAACUCUCAUCACUUCCUAAUACAUCAUCUGCUUCUAAUCCCUCUACUGCUAAUCAAUAUUGUAAACAACAACAAGCAGAACGGGAAGUUGCUCAAAAACGACUUUUACUUCCUCAUUAUUACCAAAAUUUAAAUGAAAGUUCUUCUCAAUCAUUAGUAAGACCAAAUUGUUUGUUGGAACCUUCACAAAACAAAAGGCCCUGUUUUGCUCAACUGACAAAUAAGCUUUGUGUACGGAGCAAGUCCCUCGGUUUGGAAGAACAACAAGCUUCAAAUUUCUGUUCAUUUGCUGGUCGCUUCUGGACCAUGGAUAAAGCAGACUCAAUUCUUUUGUUGGGUGCUGGUUAUGGACACUCAAUGCACCCCGAGGAAACUGAGGAUAGUGGAGGUACUCUUAAAAAGGUUCCCUGUGGCAAUGAAAACAAUACUGCUGGAGGAAGUGAUGAAAGUAGUGCUGCACCUUCUUGUUCUUCUACCUCCUUUGGACACCCAACCUCAUCACAAACAAAAAAUUGCACACCUGAAGAUGUUUUAUCAACAAUUAAUGGGAGUACAAAUUCAGCUGGAGUUUUGAUUGAAGAUCAUAUUGAACGUCCUGCUACUGCUUGUGAUGAUAUUGUUGGUGGUAAAAAAAAGAAGAAAAAAAUUCGAAACAAUGUAAGUAGCCUUAAUUAA
Messenger RNA from Meloidogyne enterolobii, 1889 nucleotides. Lineage: Eukaryota; Metazoa; Nematoda; Chromadorea; Rhabditida; Meloidogynidae. The record is from the annotation of a GenBank genome assembly.